AUGAAUAAGUUCAUAACCAUAGCUUUGAUUGCCUUAGUAAGUGUUUAAGCCUUGGAUAUCGAUUUCGCUCUCCUCUUGCAGACAGGAUCAGAAUCAAAUGAUGCUGUUUAAGCCGUCUAUGAUUUAUUGAAUGAUUUGAAAACCAGCAACAUUGAAGCUCAAGGUGUUGCAGAUGAAAAGAACAUUUCCGAUGAAGAAAUCGGAUAAGGAAGAAUUGCUGCUCUUUCCAAAGUUAAUGAAUUAAAUCAAAAAGCCUGGGCAAGUGCUAAGGCCAGAAGAGAACAAAUUGGUGUUGAAUACAGAGAAGCAACAGACUACAUUGCAUGGGCAACAUAAAGAUUAGCUGAUAUUGAUAGAAGAGAAGUUGAACUUGAAGAAUUGAGAUGUUUCUCAAAUGGAUUGUUUGUCAGAGCUAUCAAAUAACAUAAUGAUGCUUUGGGAGUCAUCAAAAUAUUGAAGAAUGAUUUAAGCGGUUAUUUAACAGGAGCUCCAUCAUCAAUGGUUGAAUUGAAGGUUGAGAAUGUUGCUGACAAAUUGAAAUAAUACAGUCAAUUGUUCAAUUAAGAUGCCAUGUCCAAAUUUGCUCAAUUAGCUGCUGAAUAAGCUUCUGGAAAUGCUGAAUUACAUGCAUUAGGAGAAUCUGAUGCUUCUACUAGUGGAGAAAGACAACCAGGAGUUAACGUUGGAUAACUAGUUUAUAACGCCUUGAGUGACUUAGAAGAUCAAUUAAGAGCUGCUCUUGCUGCCUUAGAACAAAAUGAAAUAGCUGGAUAUUAUCAAUUGGCUGAUUGGUUGGCUGAUUCUGAAGCUGAAAAAGUUCACCUUUAAGACGAAAUUCAAAGAAAAACUUAACUCCAAGAUAAGUUGGUUGUGUAAGAAUAAGCUGCUCUUGCAGUCUAAGCCAAGGCAAAUUCAGUCUUAAAAGAUUCAUAGAAUGCUAUUAAUGCUGCUACUGCCAGUCUAUACGAAUUGAGAGAUCUUUAUGAAACUGAACUCAAUAGAAGAAAUGAGGAAAAUGCUAUUAUUGAUGAAGUCAUUCACAUCUUCAAAUAGUAAGUUUUAGAAAUGGCUAACUAAUCCUCCUAUGGCAAAAAGUGAUUAUGACAUAUAAAAAUUAUCAAUUUAAACUGAAACAAUUAGUCUCAUC
Paramecium tetraurelia is the source of this 1147-nucleotide messenger RNA. RefSeq lists its product as uncharacterized. The record is from RefSeq and is a predicted model, not a curated record. NCBI's taxonomy places the organism in Eukaryota, Ciliophora, Oligohymenophorea, Peniculida, Parameciidae. The transcript is spliced from 6 exons.